Cherax quadricarinatus is the source of this 3334-nucleotide messenger RNA. The record is from RefSeq and is a predicted model, not a curated record. Lineage: Eukaryota; Metazoa; Arthropoda; Malacostraca; Decapoda; Parastacidae.
AUGCCAUCAUCACAGCACGGCCGUAUCACUGCAGCACACAGCCGUCCACAUCAUCGCAGCACGGCUACAGCUUCGCAGCACGGUCCCAGCAUCUCUGCAUACAGCACGGCCGCAGUCAUCUCAACAAUCACAGCACGGCCCGCAGCAUCUCAACUAUCACAGCACGGCUCCGUAUCACAGCAGCACACAAAACACGGCACAGCAUUCGCAGCACGGCUACAGAUCUCAGGCCACGGCCACAGUGUCAUCGCAGCACGGCUACAGGCAUCUCAGCCACGGCCACAGAUUCGCCUCCACGGCUACAAUAUCGCGACAGCAUCACAGCAGUCGACAUCAGCAGUAGCAGGGCUUGGCAAAUGCUCGAGCCUGGUUAAAGAAGAAGUGGCAGCUCAUUCAUUGGACACACAGCUCCAUCGACGAACGAUCUCGCGCCUCUCUAAAUUACCCGAGUUGAGUGUGACUAUCCUCCAGAGUGGUGCGCUUUCUAAACCUUCGUCUUCCACCUUCAGGAUUGGAAGUGCUCUUCAUCCAAAUAAUUUAGCUUCUUUUCCUGUUCCUUAUCUCGAAUCUCCGCUUUCUCAGGCGCUGUUUGACCCUUACGGGUUUAGCGCUUCCCCCAUUACUAUAGUAAUAAUAAGAGAAGCUGCAAUUAAUUUAUAUCUUCCUACUUGUCAGGUCUGGUGGAGCGGAGACAGCAGCCUCUGCCAGGAGGUGACGGUCACCCAUGUGUCUUCUCACUACUACGAGUUGUCAUGGGUACGUAACAACCAGUGGCUCGGCAUCGAAAAUUUUGCAGUCACCACAGUACAAGAAGAAUCCCACCUACACAGGUUCACUAAGGAUGUCAUGUGUGAGACGGUGGUGUGUACCUUCAAGAGUUCGGAGUACACGCUAUUGGACUCCUGUACCAGUGUAAACGUCACCGUCACUGGUGGAAACUACACCGUCUCCAAGCUCUUCACUACAGCCCCAGCGAAGGUCGAGAAUGCAAUAGUGAACAUUGAGAGUGGCAACAUGACUGUGUCGUGGGACAACCCAGAUGCCCCGGUGUCGACGUGCAUGGAGGCGACGGUUGUCCAGCUGGAUUUCAACAAGAGAGUAUAUACCAGCGAAGACACUCAGGGCUUCUACUGGCGGUCCCUGUGUAUGCCAGGUAGUGGAGAAGUCCAUCUCUGGAAUCGAGGAGGGGAUGGAGAAAGCGAGCUCACCACUAAACAAGUCAUCUAUGACCUUGAAGACGCUGUGCUGAUCGUGGAUAACUUGACAGCUGCAGUUGAAUGCAACCAGAUUACAGCAACAUGGAUAAACCACGACGUGUGCACUGACGCUACCCAUUUCCGAGUACGAGCUGACCCCUCAGGAUCAUCCGACGUCGACUUCUACACGGAAGAUAUCAGCACCACCUCCCACGUUUUCACCGAUCUGAUUUUUGGCAACUAUUACACGAUCUACGUCACUCCCUUAGAUGAGAACAACGUCACUCUGCAGGUCUCACUCAGCACGUUUACACGAACGGAUUACGAGACAGCGACGAACGUAACGUUGGAGGCAGUGUGCUCGACGUUGUACGUCAGCUGGGACCCAAAUCACUGUUGCACCAAUCAAACUAAGUAUAUAAUAGAGAUGUAUGUAGACAAUCUAUACUUCUCGUGGGAAGAAUAUGACACCAGCUUCGAGUACGAUAACUUGACUGAGGACAAUUCUUACUUCAUCUAUAUAUCCACCGAGUCACACCAAUUGCCUUAUUAUUCGUUUUCUACCAUAAACAAUCCUUACUUAGUGAAAGUAGACGAGAUUGCAGGAGGCCUAAACGUCAGCUGGCACUACGACAACUACAGACACUUGAAAUUGAUCUACAACGUGUCCUGGGGCGCCAACCUCGAGAAUUGUGCUAGUUCCUCCCACACCGAGUACACCAUCAGAGGGUACAACGCCAGCGAGCAGGAGCGCAGGGUGUGCGUGGUGGCCAUUGAUACUGACUCGGGAGUCGUCAGCUGCAGGAGCUGUGAGGGUGAUCCUUAUGUUCCUACCACCAUUUUUCCACCCUUCCCAGACCCAGAUGUCAAUAAACACCUCGGCGUUAUCAUAAUUUUGAGUAUAUUGGGCAUCUUGUUCCUGGGAUGGGGAGCCAUUAGCAUCAUCUUGCGCUGCAAAAAACCCAAACCUACUGGAGACAGUCCUACCAUCGCUUUUACUAAUUUCGGUUCCACUGAUUCCCCAUCGACCCUCAGCUCAUAGAUUCAUUUACACUGGUUAACAUUCAUCUUCUGAUCAAUGAUAUUACACCGAUUUUGGGGAGAGUUUCUGGCGCUGAAUCCGAAUAUAUCAUCGUUUUGCUUGACUGGCUCUAAUUUUUGUGAAAUUUGGUAUCCCAUUGGAAAACACAAAAAAAUGUGCAUCAGGCGGGGCUAGCUUAAAAUCAAAAUUAAAUUAUUUUUAGAUCAAGCAAACAAGAGGUUUACCAUCUUCAGAUGAACACAAAUAGACAUCUUGUGCCCAUGAUAGCUAAGUUUCUUUAUGAUCAUUUUGAUAUUUUCGUAUUUAAAUUUUGUCGAGGGAGUAAUUGUAAGAGAUGCAUAUUGGCUACCAUUGUACAAUAUGACACAUUUCAAGCUUCUAAUAGAAUUGUCUAUAAACAGCCGUCGAUCUCCUGGUCGAUAUUCAAGUCAAAUUCGAAGAAGUCCAGGGAUGUUAUUGCAGUAUACAAGUUCUUUAUCUUGGCUGAAGUAAGGAAGGAGUUCGACCUCUCUUGUCCGAUAAGCUGCUAUUUUAACUUCUUGUUGCAGACAGUUCAUUUUUUUUCAGAUGAUUGCUUUGACAGACUGAGGUCACGUAUCAUAAUACUAAGUUCUUCUUGGGAGAACUGCUAUCACUUGUGUUACAUCCUAAACCCUGAGUUUCUUCAACAUCUGACAAGGGAAGGUCAGGUAGUGUUAUAAACACUGGUAUGGGAACAUCUUCACUGUGUGGCACAGGUCUUCUUGCUGACUCCAAAUCAGGAUAUUACUUGACUUUCUUGUAUCGAAUGAAACAUUUCACAUUCACAAUACAGAAAUAACAAUCGCCGUAGUGGUUUUCCGGGUCUCUACACCAUAGACACACCGAAGCUUAAUCUUUUCCUGUGCCUAUUUUUCCACUUUCGUAAGCAUUCUACACAGGUUUUGCAAACCAAAUGGGAAACCCAAGACUUGUCUUGUUCUCCAAGCGCCACUCUAAAAUAAGCAAGACAAGUUUGUUUUAUAAGAUCUCUGAUGUUUUUUCUGUGAUGAUUGUUCUUUGUGAAGAACUCAUGUUUUUUUUUGGAAAAAUGGCAAAAUAAAAGUUACAGUAUUGU